UUUCAGUCUUCCCCUGCCCCCCCCCUCUCUCUCUCUCUCUCUCUCUCUCUUACUGAGAGAAUGAGCUACUGAACCACCGGAACCCCAAAGCCUCUCCAUUCCACCGCCGUCACUCUAACCCUAAACCCGGGAAGAGGGGAGGGGAGUCCAGAUGUCUUUGUUUAUUGGCAAUCUCUCAGCUCGCUCACGCGGAGAUGACCUUCAGCGUGUGUUUAGGAAAUUUGGACAAUGUACAUUGAAUUUGAAAGAUCGCUUUGGGUUUGUAGUGUAUCGUUUCCCCCAGGAUGCUGAGAAAGCUUUAAGAGCGCUACAGGGUAGAUAUAUCUGUGGGGAGUCUUUGGCACUCACAUGGUCAAAUAAGCAGCCUAUUCCAUUACAGGGACGUCAAAGAGUUGUUAGAUCGUACAAGUUACAUGGGAGGCAUUCUGCCAGGGGAAGAAACUUUGCUGGUAGAAGAAUGAGUUCAAAUGACUUUGGAGAUUACAGGCCGGUUAUUAAGCAACCUGAUACUGAUGGUGAAAAGCUGAAUCCUGUGCUCAAUAGAGGCAAAGGUGACCAUAAAAAUUCCACCAACGAAGAUCAUGAUUUGAGGGACGGUCUGUUGGUUGAUGGUGUUACUCAUGUUGCCAAGCUGGUGGACACUGGCAAUCAGAUUGACAAUGAAGUGGAAUUUGACCGAUAUGAACCUUGCCAAAGUCAUGAAGGGGAAGAUCAACAUGGAAACCAUCAGAUGGGAUAUUCUGGUAGUGAUUUCAUUCCACAAAUACCUCAAGAAAAUGCAAGGACAGCAAAAGCCAGUGACACUACGUUGAACCGUUUUAAUGAUUUGAAAUCACGGAAUGGUUGCUUUAGCUGUGGGGAUUUGGGACACAAAAUCCGCGUCUGUCCCAGAAACUUCUCAUCUGGAAGAAAACCUACAGGGUUUGAACACAGGCAGGGUGAUGCUAUUGGUAAAAGAAGUAGAUUUCAACCUGAACAGGAAAGAUUUCGAUCCAGGUCAUCAGAGACUCAGUGCUUAAAUAAGGAUAAUGCUUCAGGGCACAGGAAGAGUAAAAGGACAAGUGAUUCAGGAAAGAGUCGAAGGUUGAUUAACAGUGGAAGAUCACCUGUAGCUGUUAGUAAGGAAACCGACGAGACAUAUAUGAAGGAUCAUGGAGGAAAGAAGAGAAGUAGAUGGGAAGGCACAUCUCCAAUAAGAAGUAGUGCUAAGGAAGCAAGGUCUGUUUCACCACUGCCUUAUUCUGAUUACCCUGCAUUAAAGUCUCGUGCAGCUUCUCAAUCAUCAAAGUCUGUGACAAGGUGCAGUAGAUCCAGAACUAGGUCAAAUUCAGUAUCUAUGAGGAGACAGUCCUUGUCAUCUGACUCAAGAUCCAGCUCAAAAUCAAUAAGUUCCAAGUCUAGGUCAAGGUCAAGCUCCUUUACUUCGUCCUCUGAAUCACUAAGCCGGUCAUCAUACAAGGAACAUGUAGAUCUUAAAUGCCCUGUGUAUAACACUACACCUCCCAAAUCGAAGGAGAAUCUGCUUGAAAAGAGACAGCCAAUAGGAAGUGAUGCCCAGAGGGUUCAAAAUCCAGAGUCUAAUGUUGCUGGGUGCUCAUCUCCAGAUGGUUCAAAGGGGAUGAUUGGGCCUGUAAACUUUGGUGGACUGGUAAUGGGGCAAACUCAACUUAAGGGGCCAGCUUCAGAAAUACACAUCAAUCACUGCAAUGGGUGUUCAACAUGCAUAUCAUCAGAGGAAAUGUGCAUGGUUUUAAAGCACUAUGGCAUGGAACUUCCAGAAGCAAGUGAAAGACACUUACGGAUAGAGGAGUAUUUUGGUUCUGCUCGCUUAUGGCCAUGGGAGAUUGUCUAUUACAGGAGGUUGAAAAAAGGCCUAGUUUCAGUUGAGAACUAUGCCAGGCGAGUUUCUCAGAAUGAAGAGUUUGACAUUGUUGAUAAGUAUGUCCGAAGCAGUAGUGGAUGGGGAGAAAUAGAUCGGGAAAACCCUUGAAAGGUUCACAAUUGACGUGCCGGAGUUAUUUUUGCUUAUGUAGGUAGUACUUGACAGCUCUCUAUCUUGAACUUCCACAAGCUGCAACUGGAGUGGAUUUCUCAUGAUGUUUUGAACAGGUGAUAUUUAUGAAUAUAUUCUCUAUUAUAAUUACUUAGUCCCCUACAGUGAAUUGUAUCGACUUUACAACUUCAUAGCUAUCUUCCCCAGUCAUUUGAAUGAUGCUGGUGGAUACCAAACAUUAUCUAGUAUAGAUUUUGGAAAGGGAUGCAAUCUUCCUGAUCUAGUGUGGCUUUCUCUAUUACUUAGAUUGUUUGUCAUGUGCAGUGCUUGUGACAUUUUUCACAUUCUCUACAACAACAAAAAAGGUAUGAUUA
Molecule: messenger RNA, 2367 nt
Organism: Argentina anserina (silverweed cinquefoil)
Lineage: Eukaryota; Viridiplantae; Streptophyta; Magnoliopsida; Rosales; Rosaceae
Exons: 2
Coding region: 152-1990 (612 amino acids)
Molecular function (GO): zinc ion binding; RNA binding
Source: RefSeq, a predicted model, not a curated record